Messenger RNA from Ceutorhynchus assimilis (cabbage seed weevil), 1047 nucleotides. The record is from the annotation of a GenBank genome assembly. NCBI's taxonomy places the organism in Eukaryota, Metazoa, Arthropoda, Insecta, Coleoptera, Curculionidae.
AUGCCGCCAAAGAAGGCUAGCAGUGAGCAGUACAAACACCUAAUUGAUUUAAUUGAGAAAUCAGACUGCAUUAGAUGGGGCAAAGGUACCCCCGAAGUAAAAAAAAAUGCCUGGGAAAAUAUUGCCCUGCAAUUAAAUGCUUUAGGGGGAGUAGAAAAAAAUGGGGAAGGAUGGAAAAAGGCAUUCACUGAACUAAAGUCUCACAUUAAAUCAAAAAUUAGGGGUGAGAAAAAUUUGAACGAUACAGAAACGAAAUGUGCAGAAAUAAUGGGUAUUUUUGCAUCAUGUUCUGGGAUGGCACAGGUACCAGAGCUGGGAUUGACAGUUCAGAAUGAAAUUUAUCAAGUCGAUGAAAAAGGAUUUUUGGUGGUGGAGGAACCAGAACUUCCCAUAGUGGAGUCAGAUUCAGAAGUGGAAAAAAACGAGCAGAGAGUUGAAGUUGCUCAAUCAGCUCAGUCUGUGGCUGACAAGAUUGAGGAGACUGAUAAAGGCAAAAGGCCCAAACAAAUAUUUAAAAAAAAGUCUACCAAAUCAACUCAAUCACUACUGGGUGAGCAUAUAAAUACUACAAAUAAAGAAGAAGCCUUUCAACAAUUGUGUCACCAGCUAAAUGGUGAAAAAAAUGCUCCAGAAAGAUCCACUGCAAAUUGGAAAAGGAUUUUUAGUGAUUGGGAGACGAAAGUCAAAGCUAAAGCCAGAAGAAUUCACUUCGAGCAAGAGCUUACUGGAGGUGGAAUACCAAUAAUAGAAAUAUUAACAAAUCUGGAAAAAAAACUGUUAGAGAUUCUAUCAAAAAUUUUAAUUUAUGGCCACCCGGAUAUUAUAGAGCUAUGCUUUAAAAGAAAAAAUAAGUUUAAAAAGUGUACAUACAAAACCAAAUCAAGAAAAACAGGAAUAAAAUACAAAACGCGUUUAGGAGAAUCUUUUGAGCUGAAUCCCAUUUUACUGAGGGAAUUUGAAAGAAUUCUAAAUUGCAUAAAAAUUAGUUUAUGCAUUUUAAAUGAUGCACUGGAAAAUCUAAUGGGUGCAUUACACAUAAAACAAUAA